GACAGGAUGUGCACGGAAGUUGGGAGUUGUGUACAUACAAAGAAGGUAGAUCCACCUUCUUUGGUACAUAUGUAACACAGAGCUGAGAAAAAUGAUUCUCAGGUGUCCACCGAACGGCAACGUGAUAGGUUUAUGGGAGAGUUUGAGUAAAUCUGUUCAACUUGGGAAAGGACAGUCACAGAGAAGGAGGACAGGGCGUUCUUCAGUUGACUCUUCGGCUGCCCUCAGUCUAGAACUAGACAGACCUGUCACCCUUGUUGCUCAUCAACCUUUGGAGGUCGUCAGACGUUUAUGCCUCCGAUGGUUGCAGAGGAGGUAUUGUUUUACACCAGGCACAGGCUCAGGACCGUCCUGGUCUAUGUCGUCUCAAGUCUACAAGAUGUUAAGUCUCAGAGUUAAGCGAAAGAUGCACGUGGGUUAUUUAUUUGGUCCCAAAGUCAGCGCAUGUCAGAGUGAGAAGUUCCUGAACGUGGGAGCGGACUCGAUGCUGCUAAAACGCACCCGCAUGUUGGUUAGAGACCUCAGCACAUCAAUCAGAUAUCUGCAAUAUGACCUAAGGCAAACAGGUGAUGGCAUGGUGAAGUCCGGCAACAGAAAACUGUUUUUCGACACACACGCCAUAGUGCGUCUCUUGGAGGAAAGUGGAUUCAGCACACAGCAGUCUGAAGCUGUUGUUUCUGUUAUGGUGAACACAACUAACACUAAUAUGGAUACAGUGUAUGCUGACAUGGUAACUAAAACCCAGCAGGAAAUAAUGCUACAGCGAGUGAUGUCCCACAUAGCAUCGGUGAAGAAAGACAUGAUCAUCCUGGAGAAGAGUGAAUUUUCUGCUCUGCUGGCAGAGAAUGAAAAAGUCAAAGUGGAACUGUUGCAGCUGAAGAUGCAGCUAGCAGAUGUUAUGAACAAAGUCAGAGCGGACGCAAUCAUGGACAUGAAUGCAGAGAAGAGUAAAGUGAAGGAAAUGAAAGCAGAGCAUGAAAGAAGACUCCUGGAAGCACGGACUGAACUUAUGGAGAUGAAUGCAGAGAAUGAGCGGCAUGUGACCCAGAUCCAUAUGAAGAUUGACACAGAAGUGGCUGGCCUGAAGACCAUGCUGGAAUCCCACAAACUGGACACCAUCAAAUACCUCGCAGGCUCUGUCUUCACCUGUCUAACUGUGGUUCUGGGAUUCUAUCGGAUAUGGAUGUAAACUAGAGCAGUCAGGACAACAACACAGAACAAACGCACGCAAGUGGAUUUGCUUCAUGCGAAGACUUUUGACUAUGGAGAAAAAGCAGCUGUUUUUCCACAAACUGUAUAUACACGUGUUUUAUAUUGAAUGCCUUGUGAGGUUGUAAACCCAUUUCAUCUGUUGCUCCUUUGAAACAUUGUUUUUUCUCGUUUUCUCACAAUUGAAUGAUCAGUUAUUAUAGUCACAGUGGCACAGUGAAUUUUUACUGAGGUGUAAACAAAUACACUGUUUUAUUGUUAGUCUUAUAUUUCUCUAAAAUAUGUCUACAGUGAGUUGUAUGGUGCAAUUUGUAGUUAAUAUUUUACAAUGGUUUAUCUAAUGCUGAAAGGGUUACAAUGAUCAUUAUGAAGUCAAUUUGUUAGAAAAUGAUUAUUCAUUAUUUAUGUAUAAUAAACUGACAUUUCAUCCACUUGAAA
This is a messenger RNA of Engraulis encrasicolus (European anchovy), 1647 nucleotides long. It is a transcript of the gene mcur1, whose product is annotated as mitochondrial calcium uniporter regulator 1. Gene Ontology annotation, cellular component: mitochondrial inner membrane; mitochondrion. The record is from RefSeq and is a predicted model, not a curated record. Lineage: Eukaryota; Metazoa; Chordata; Actinopteri; Clupeiformes; Engraulidae. Bases 92 to 1189 code for a protein of 365 amino acids. Gene Ontology annotation, biological process: calcium import into the mitochondrion; positive regulation of mitochondrial calcium ion concentration. The transcript has 9 exons.